CACAGUACACCGAGGCUCCUUUGAGCAUGCGAACGUGACGUAGUGAGCCUUCGUACGCGGACAAAAUUCCAACACGGGAAUCGUCAAAUAAUGUAGCAAAAUUUAUCUAAGCCUAAAUUCUACGUGAUUUAAAAAUAAUACAGUUGUUAAAAUCAUUCAUACAUUUUAUUUGUGUUCAUAAACAAAACAAACUUCAAACCAUUAAAUAAAAUAAAUAGCUAAAAUAACUGGACAGAUAAACGACACGAUAAUAAUCUUGAUAAAGCAAGCAUGAGUACACUCGUUAGCACGGACAUGAUAACUGUCAUCCAAAAUCGGCGGGCAAUUUUCAAUUUGAACGUAUAACUACGAACGUUCGAAUGGCGGGACUCUCAAAAGUUUUAGAAAUCGACUCUAUUCCUACCAGCACAGGAAUUGUAAUUGAAAAGGAUAACACGAGAUGGACUUCACUCGCUUAACUUAGUUGUUCCAUAAGGGAUUAAGUAGUCGUUGGCUAUAGUGAAGUUGAGGCGUUUUGUUCAUGGUGAUAAGAAGUUUUGAUGUGGGCGGGGUAUCGAUCGGCGCCGAGUGAGUGCGCGCCCACGGCUCCUGGCGGUAAACAGAAAGCACGCCGGCAGCGGAGAGCAUUAUCAGUCGAGCGCUGAAACGAGAUGCACACGCUCAACGUGCUACUGCUGGCAGCCGCCGCGGCGUGUGCUGUACCUCGCCCUCUGGGCCCGUCAGCUGUGCCAGCUCUGUCGCAGCUGCCGCACCGCAUAGGUUGGCAGCCGCGGCCUUUCCGCAGCGACUUCAUCCUGCCUCGUAUGCUGUUACCCAACCCAUUACUCCGGUAUGAAGAAACCCCUCGCGCUGUCGCCCCUACCGAACAAGACUGGCUGAGUAAGGAAAUUGACCGCAUUAACCAAAUGGACGAUGAUGAAGAGAUAACUCCAUUUGUCGAGGAAUUUUCACGAUGGAUGGCUCGGGAUCCUUACGUUCCCUUAAAAUAUGGACAAGAAGCUGCCCGAGAACCUGCUGAACCCGCUGAACCCGCUGAAUCCGCUGAACCUGCUGAACAUGCUUACGUACCGGAGACCAUCACGCCUGCUCCUGAAGAGAUCCGCCCCGUGCCACCACCCAAGGAAAUCGUGUCGCCUGAACCUAUCUCAGCACCUCAAGUGGUGGCCCAGAAACAAAUCUCGUUGACCGUGGCGCCUGCAGAAACCGGCAGUGAAGAAAAUAAAAAGACGUUCGCACUGACACCUCUUGAUAAGGAAUACUACGAGCCCGAAGACCAAACAGUCACCGAAAAACCUGAUGGACCUCAUGAAGGUGGUGAGUCAGCUCCGGAGGCGAUGAGUCUGGUGGAUUUCCAGCCUCCACGUCAGAUCCGGCAGAACCCUAACCUUGGUAGAACGAAAAACCUGAUCGCUGAAAACCUGGACCGCCUUCGAGUUGGACUGGCAAAUAAGGACUACCGUAUCCCUGUCUCCUUACUGCCAUCCAACCUGCGCUGGUUGAGAAUAAAUCCCACUGAUGUGCCUGAGACAAGCACUCAAGAGAACCCCGAUGGCACGGAUAAACCUCGUCACAUCCAUGUGCUGGAAUCUGCGUCGGACCCGGCUGACUCGAUCUACGGAAUCGCUCUAAUUGCUGCUGUCGGCACCGCUCUUACUAUGGCUAUCAUCGGUUUUGCGUUCGGCUGGUACACACUAAGUAAGAAAGCUAAAGCUGCCGCUGAUGUGGACUACCCUGCAUACGGAGUGACUGGACCUAACGUUGACAUCUCUGGCGACAGGAAACUUGCUCAUUCGGCCCACAUGUACCACUACCAGCAUCAGAAACAGCAAAUAAUAGCAAUGGAAAGAAAUGGCUGUGAGCACCGCAAUGGAUCUGUUUCUGACCCUGAGUCUGAGGAAGAGAACGAAGAAGGAGAUUACACCGUCUACGAAUGCCCUGGAUUCGCCACGACGGGCGAAAUGGAAGUCAAGAAUCCCCUGUUCUCCGAGGACCCGACCCCGGCUACACCCGGCAAGUGCGAGAUAGUUAAACCUCAGCCCAAAGAUUAAGUGACGCGCGCGCAAUUGUUGCGCACCCUCAUAAAAGCCUGGCGAUCGAUCUUCAUAGUUUGCAAUCUCUUCAGUAUCUGUUUGAUGUACACCCUUCAACGCCAAGGUUACUUAUCUAACAGGAUUAUUACUCACCAUAGUUACAUAGAUCAGUAUAUACGUACCGAUGAUGUUUAGUGUUGUAGGAAUAGUGUGUUAAUAAAGUGACGAAAUAUGAGGCAGUCCUACACGACGACCGCUUUCCACGUUAUUGACUCACGAAUCAGAUUUAUUAGAUUACUUUGUCGAUUUUAUCUAGACAGUUUGUGUAGGUACCUUCAGUACAAUGUUCAAAUACAGUAAUUAUAUGAAAAAAGUUACAAAAAAAAAUCGCACCAUAAAUGUUUAUGCUCGUUUUAAUGAUAAUGCCACAAAUAUAGUAAAUGAUUAUAGAGUAUUUUAAGCGCAACACUUAUUGACUUGCUAUUGACUUGUAGCGUAUACUACAAACCCUACGAAUUUAUUUAUUGUUUCAUCUAUAUUAUAUACAAUAUUGUAGCCUAUAUGUACUUGCAUUCUGGAUACAUGGUAACACUAACAACUAUAAACCAAGACCUUCCUAAAAACAUUAGUAUUUGAAGAAAAUCAUAUCAAUCACUAUACAUAAUCCUACUUAUUUGUGAGACCAAACGAAGUCCAAACUGUGGCAACUGAACCAUCACUCGUGUUCCUUCAUAGUGGGAAUUUUAAUCAUUUUAUAACGAAUUUGGCCUAAACUAAGAUUUUACAAAAUACAUUCAAACGAAACUAGUUUUUUUAGGAAGGGAUUUUUCAACGUUUACUUGUGCACGGUCAACAUGUUGACGCCUACAUAGCAUCCCCGAUAAUAUCAAUUUAAAAUAAUUUGUAUGCGUUUUUAAACUUAUCAAAUGCAACGAGGACGACCUACAAUAUCUCUAGGCACUCAAUAAUGAUCGAUGCCAUGCCUAAUUAUUGAUGAUACAGGAAUAAAUGUAUAUUUACAUCAUAGUGAUUAUUAUAAAACCGUUUGCAUUGUAA
Messenger RNA from Spodoptera frugiperda (fall armyworm), 3086 nucleotides. Its product is annotated as protein cab-1. The transcript has 10 exons. Gene Ontology annotation, cellular component: membrane. Lineage: Eukaryota; Metazoa; Arthropoda; Insecta; Lepidoptera; Noctuidae. The coding region runs from base 651 to 2048 and encodes 465 amino acids. The record is from RefSeq and is a predicted model, not a curated record.